Molecule: messenger RNA, 500 nt
Organism: Oryza sativa Japonica Group (Japanese rice)
Lineage: Eukaryota; Viridiplantae; Streptophyta; Magnoliopsida; Poales; Poaceae
Product: disease resistance protein PIK6-NP-like
Source: RefSeq, a predicted model, not a curated record
GUGCACCUAAACCGUAAUAUGCAGUGAAACGAACGCUAUGAUAUGAUGAUAAGCUUAAUUCCUCUCUCUGCUCAGACUGUUCAGUGCAAAAGCUACCAACGAGCUUGUCUCCUUGUGCGGUCGUGAGCUUGCUUGUGCUAAGCUUGAAGGGAGAGUCGAACGAAUCCAUGGCGGAGACGGUGCUGAGCAUGGCGAGGUCGCUGGUGGGCAGUGCCAUCAGCAAGGCCGCCUCUGCCGCUGCCAAUGAGACGAGCCUCCUGCUCGGCGUCGAGAAGGACAUCUGGUAUAUCAAAGAUGAGCUAAAAACAAUGCAGGCAUUCCUUAGAGCUGCUGAAGUUAUGAAAAAGAAAGAUGAACUAUUAAAGGUUUGGGCAGAGCAAAUACGUGACCUGUCGUAUGACAUUGAAGAUUCCCUGAUGAAUUUAAAGUCCAUAUUGAAAGCCAAACCCUAUUUCGUCAGUUGGUGAAACUUAGAGAGCGCCACCGGAUCGCUAUCCGUA